Chaetomium globosum CBS 148.51 is the source of this 2694-nucleotide messenger RNA. RefSeq lists its product as uncharacterized. Lineage: Eukaryota; Fungi; Ascomycota; Sordariomycetes; Sordariales; Chaetomiaceae. The transcript is spliced from 2 exons. Gene Ontology annotation, biological process: actin cytoskeleton organization. Gene Ontology annotation, molecular function: small GTPase binding; actin binding. The coding region runs from base 1 to 2694 and encodes 897 amino acids. The record is from RefSeq and is a predicted model, not a curated record.
AUGUCCUCCGUGACCGGCCUAAACACGAUGCACGGUCUCCCGGCAUCCUCAACCUCACAUCCACCCACCGAUACCGACACCGACGCCGUACCGCGCCACCAUCAACGGUCCAAGUCAUCGGUGCUGCGCUCGCUCAUGGGCGGCGGCCACAAGCGAAACAAUUCGGACGGCUCGGGCCUACCCUCCGCUCCUCUUGUCGCGCCGAUAGCCACAACACCAGCCUUCCACAUGUCACAACAGAGCCUCUCCCCAAGCAGGCACAGCGGCGUGUUCCACGUCGGCUUUGACGCGGCAGCCGCAGCGGCCAUGGAACCGCAACGAUACGCUCACGCCCUCGGCGAGCUGCAGCAGAACAGACAAGAGCGAUCUCCCGAGAGGCGAGGGCGCGACCGGGGCGGCCGGAGUGACCAACCGCCACCGGCGUCGCCAACAAAGACUGGGUUUUCUACCAUCUCGUUGAGGGCCUUUGGAAGGGAUAGAGACUCGAGCAAACCGCCCAAGACCAGGGACAACUCGCCAACGAAGCCCAAGAAGGCCAAGUCGGCGACCAGCCUGGCGGCGCUGAUUCGCCCCAAGUCCAUGAAGAACUUGAAACAGUUGCUAACGGACGAAGGCGACGCUCCGGCCAAAGAGAAGGACAAGGAGAACAGGUCGCCGCCCAAUUCGAUGGGGAGCGACCACUACACCAGCCUGGCUCCGCCUACCCCUAUAUUCGCGCAAUUUGCAUCACCGCACUUCGGGCCGCCCUCGCCACGCCUUGAAUCCCCUGUUGACAUGCCCAUCAAGAGCGGCUACCCUCCCGCGGCCCGUGCCGGUGCGCCAGCACCAUCCCUACAAAAGAAGCCACGUCCAAAAUCAUUCCAGACCUACAUUAGCCGCAAAGAAGACGACACGACCAAGGGGUCGACCGGGUCGGGCGGGAGUGACAGCCGCUCAAAGCGGCUGACGUGGGGGAAAGGCAGCACGUCGUCAGCAGCCGCGCCCCGGCCCAUGAUUGGAUCUAGGAGCAACUCGUCGGCGCCGGAAGCUGUUGCGCCAGCACCCGAAAUGCCCGCCAUCGACCCCAAAGACAUCGCCAAGCAUCUCGAGGCCAUGCUGGACCGCCGAAACAUCCCCGAAAACCAGCGGUACAAGAUGCGAAAUCUGAGCGAGACCAUCAAGAUGGAGUUUAUCCGGCAGGAUUGGGCAGAAAUGCAGGCCAAACUGGACCGCCCGCCCUCGCACGACGGCAAACCGCGAGCGGGGAGCGGGACUGGUCCGCCGGCCACAAGUCUCCCAGAGCAGCAGCCACAGCUGGACGAAAAUAACGGCGGAAGCCCCGCCAAGAAGGAAAAAAAGAAGCAUGGCAGGGGUCUGAGCCUAACCAUCGUCCGGGGAACCGGUAACAAAUCCAAUCCGGGCUCGCCCGCCAAGAAGAAGGGCGACAGUACCCUCGGCCGGCACUUUCGCACCAAGUCAACCGAGAGCCUCGUCAGCGAGCCGCCCUCGCCCUUCUCGUCCAGCUACGGCAGCAGCUUCCUGGGCAAGGUGAAGGGCCAGCAGCUUCCCGGCGACUUCGUGGCAUACCUGCAAAAGGUGCACCAGCCGGAGCUCGUCGAGAGUCGGCAAGCUGCACAAGCUGCGCCUCCUGCUCCGCAACGAGACCGUCGCCUGGACCGAGGACUUUAUUCGCCAGGGCGGCAUGAAGGAAAUCGUCGAGCUGCUACACCAGAGGAGCAUGAGGACGCGCUACUGCACGAGAACCUGCUGUGUCUCAAAGCGCUCUGUACCACCGACAUGGCCCUGCAGUACCUCCACUCUAUUCACGCCACCCUCUUCCCGGCCCUGCUGCACAUGAUUUUCGACCCGGAGAAGAAGGGCCCCAGCGAGUUCACCACCCGCAACAUCAUCACCUCACUGUUGCUGACCUACAUCGAGUGUGCCACACCCCAGGAGCGCGCCACCCGCGCCCAGACCGUGCUCGGCUUCCUCCGCGACCCGGAGCCCAAGGAGGAGGACCGGCCCGUGGACUUUGUGCUCGAGAUGCGCCGCGAGCGGCCCUACCGCGUCUGGUGCAAGGAGGUUGUCAACGUGACCAAGGAGGUGUUCUGGAUCUUCUUGCACAACCUCAACAUCGUCGCCCUGCCGUCCGCCGACAGGAAGACCUCCUCCUCCUCGACCACCUCUUCCUCGGCGCGCGACCAACCCCCGCUCGACCAGCUCGCCUACCAGGCCCGGCACUUCCCGCAGGAACGUCCCCCCGUGCCAGCGGCCCCUUACGUCGGCGGCGUGGAGUGGGACGCGACCAACUACCUGGCGUCGCACCUGGACCUGCUCAACGCAAUCCUGGCGUGCGCGGGGCCAACGCGGCACGAGCGCAACGAGCUGCGCGCCCAGCUGCGCAUCUCGGGCUGGGAGCGCUGCCUCGGCGGCAGCCUGCGCCUGUGCAAGGAGAAGUUCUACGGCGCCGUCCACGACGGCCUGCGCCGCUGGGUCGCCGCCGCGCACGACGACGCCUGGGACGUCCGCGACGUCCGCUACGGGCCCCCGCCCGAGUCCAGGGCCAAGCGCGCCCGCCCCGCCAGUCCCCCCAAGAAACUGGCCCCCCCGACAGCUACCCCUGUCGCGGCCGAGGCCCCGCCUAGGAUCGAGAUGCCCCGGCUGGACUUUGGUGGCUCGGGUGCCGCGCGGUCUAAUGAGCCAUGGCUGAGUUGA